GACCCUGGAACAGAAUUAAGGCAGGAGGAUUCAUCUCUAAGUAAGGGUGAGAAUGUCUUCAGAGAACAUGAUCUACGUGAAACCUAUUAUUUGAUGUUUGUUGAGGCCUGCACUGGUUCUAUUAGAUGACUAAUAUUACAUUCAGUACUUGUUAAAGGACAGAAAAAAAACAGUGCCUCAAAACAUUCAAGAUGAACACAGCAGUCCUCGUUAUUCAAUGUCAUGGCCAUUCCAGAAAGAAAAGGUCUAAGUUCAGUGCUGUGAACCUUUCUGGCUGCCUUCCAUGGAGGGAGGUUGGAAUGAGCUUUGCCCUGGGCUGACACUCUUCCUUGUCACUGAUUAACAAGCUUCAUAGGAAGGCUGCUUCACUGACAUCCUGCUCUGCCUGGAGAGUGACAUUUGGCAAAGCUUUGGUGAGCAGAAAAAAUGUCCACUCGCUACCACCAAGCUGCUAGUGAUAGCUACCUGGAACUUCUGAAAGAGGCUACCAAGAGAGAUCUGAAUCUUUCUGAUGAAGAUGGCAUGACUCCCACACUCCUGGCAGCCUACCAUGGGAACUUGGAAGCCCUAGAAAUAAUCUGCAGCAGAGGAGGAGAUCCUGAUAGAUGUGACAUCUGGGGAAAUACUCCUUUACAUUAUGCAGCCUCCAAUGGUCAUGCCCACUGUGUCUCGUUUCUGAUCAACUUUGGUGCCAACAUCUUUGCCCUGGACAACGAUUUACAGUCUCCACUGGAUGCUGCUGCCAGCAGAGAACAGAAUGAAUGUGUUGGUCUCUUGGAUAAGGCUGCCACUGCCCAGAACAUCAUGAACCCCAAGAAGGUCACCAGGCUGAAGGAGCAGGCUCAGAAGAAUGCCAGGAGGCAGAUCAAAGAGUGUGAGAGGCUCCAGGAGAAGCACCAAAAUAAGAUGGCCCGCACCUACAACAAGGAGGAAUCUGGGACUCUUUCUUCUUCCAAGGGCACUUUCUCCAGGUCACCCCUUUCAAAUGUUUCUGCUUCCAACACAUUUGGGUCACUGUCUAAGGGCAUUAAAGACACCUUUAAAAUAAAGUUCAAGAAGAACAAAGAUACAGCAGAGCCGUUAGGGAAGGAGAGAACAAGUGGGCAGAAGAACGUGAUGGAAGUGUUCAGAGAGGAGGAGGAGGAGGAGGAGGAAGGUCACUUCUCAGGGGACUUCAAAGAGAAGCUCCAGUUCUCAGUAAAGGCAGACAGUUGUGUGCAACACGAAUCCAUUCUCAACCGUCCAGGUCUAGGAAAUGUUGUUUUUAGAAGGAACAGAAUAUUGAGCCCUGAAGACAUCUCAGACAGCAAGAGGGAGUUGGGGUUCAAAAUGCCCAGUGAAUUGCUUCAGAGACAAGGAGGAGCUGAGGCUGAUGAAGAGGGAGUGGAAAACAACCAUGAAGACAAUCUGCCUUGGGAUGAGAACGCAGUGGAAUGGGAGGAAGAUGUGGUUGAUGCUACCCCCCUGGAAGUGUUCCUGCAGUCCCACUACCUGGAAGAAUUCCUUCCUAUUUUCAUGAGAGAGCAGAUUGAUCUGGAAGCUCUGCUGCUUUGCUCUGAUGAGGACCUUCAGAGCAUACAAAUGCAGCUGGGUCCCAGGAAGAAAGUCCUUCAUGCCAUAAACAGAAGGAAGCAGGUGCUACAACAGCCUGGGCAGUUGGUCGACACCAGCCUUUGAUGGAGUGUUGGGUCAACUGGGUGAGUCUGCAGCAGUGGGGUGAUGCUGUGGCCCACUGGAAACAUUUCAGGCAUUACCCAUUCUCUACCCAAUACCAGAAUACUGGGUUUCUAGGGUUUUGGAGGUGUCCAUCUAAGAGGCCCAAAUUCUACUCUGAGAAAUACUCUAUACCUGUCCACAUAAACCGCUCAUGAGAAACUCAAGGAGACCUGGGAAUAAGAAAAUGACAUUUCUCUUCAAUUAUCUUUUUGAUAUUUUUGAAUACAGAAAGGAUUAAAUGGAUGACAGAGAAGGGAAAAAAACUUUCUUCACUUUCCUAACUCUGGACUUAAAAUUAUAAUCUCAUCACAUUAGCUGCUGAUUAAUUUCUGAUCCUCAUAGCUAGGGAUUCUAACUCCAGUUCUGUCCUUAGCUCUAUGACUUUACCUGUUGGCGGAGACUAAAGUUCCUCCAUUGGCCUGUGGCGUGAUGCCCAACUUAAAUGUGUCUAACCCUUCAACAGAUGUUUACAUGUUUACAAGUAAUAGAAAUGGGUCUAUAGUACUCCUGCCUGGGAACAGAGAGAAGAUGGCAGGUAGAGAGAGAGAAGAAAGAAACAGAAUGUAUGUUACCUGUAUGGACUGAAUUUUGUCCCUCCAAAAUUCUUAUGUUGAAACCGUAAUACCUAAUGUGACUGUAUUUGAAUAUAAGACCUUUAUUAAAGAGCUGAUUAAGAUUAAAUGAGGUCAUAAAGGUG
Molecule: messenger RNA, 2413 nt
Organism: Kogia breviceps (pygmy sperm whale)
Lineage: Eukaryota; Metazoa; Chordata; Mammalia; Artiodactyla; Physeteridae
Source: RefSeq, a predicted model, not a curated record